This is a messenger RNA of Dufourea novaeangliae, 528 nucleotides long. RefSeq names its product zinc finger HIT domain-containing protein 1. Gene Ontology annotation, cellular component: Swr1 complex. Gene Ontology annotation, molecular function: nucleosome binding. The record is from RefSeq and is a predicted model, not a curated record. Gene Ontology annotation, biological process: chromatin remodeling. Lineage: Eukaryota; Metazoa; Arthropoda; Insecta; Hymenoptera; Halictidae. The transcript has 2 exons. The coding region runs from base 7 to 471 and encodes 154 amino acids.
UUAAUCAUGGCUGCACGAGAAUCUGGUAGAAUAAAGGAUGAGUAUCAGAAAAGAGUGCUCGAUGAAGCUGCUCGCCAACGUAGACAGAUAAAAGCAUUGGAAGCCUUAGAACAAGAUAAUUUUCAUGAUGAUCCUCAUGCGGAUUUAGUGAUGAGCAAGAAAGUUCCAAAAUUUCAAGAGACAUUAGAUAAUAGAGGUGGUCGAAAGAAAAAAACUAAGUCAGCAGAAUAUUAUAAGCAACGUUUUCGAAAAACUUUUGACCAAUUAGUAUUUGAAGAACUCAAUGUUAAUCCAGAUCCUCCAAAUUAUGCUUCUGCUCAAGCACCGCCAUCUCGCUUUCCUGAACGUCAAUUUUGUGCAGUUUGUGGAUUUCCUAGUAACUAUACUUGUAUUCCUUGUGGUGCAAGAUAUUGUAGCAUGAAAUGCUUAGGUACACAUCUCGACACAAGGUGUUUAAAAUGGACAGCGUAAUAAAAAACAUUCUUCAUACAAAUUAUUACAGUCAUUCGUAAUUAUAAAUACUACAUU